Austrofundulus limnaeus is the source of this 1245-nucleotide messenger RNA. Its product is annotated as synaptogyrin-3. Gene Ontology annotation, cellular component: synaptic vesicle membrane; neuromuscular junction. NCBI's taxonomy places the organism in Eukaryota, Metazoa, Chordata, Actinopteri, Cyprinodontiformes, Rivulidae. The record is from RefSeq and is a predicted model, not a curated record.
UAUUUGGCGUAAAAAGAAAUAAAUUAAUAAUAAUAAAUUCAACCUGCAAUUAAAAUAGAACAGUCAGCAGAACAGUCCUGAAUUUGACAAGCGCUGCUGGUCCGCGCGCUUCUCGGGAACGCGCAGGACCCGUCCCAUCAUCUGCAGCAGCUCUUCAUCCGUCCGCGAGGAGAGAUGGACGGAGUGGGUUCGUACGGAGCCGGCCGAACCGGGUCCACUGUCGACCCGAUUACGUUCGCCAAACAGCCGCAGACCAUCCUGAGAGUGCUGUCCUGGAUCUUUUCUCUGGUGGUCUUUGCCUCCAUCAUAAACGAAGGCUAUGUGAACACSGGYAGUGAGCGCCUCAACUGUGUCUUUAACAAGAAUUUGUAUGCGUGUCACUAUGGCGAGGUUGUGGGCCUGGCCAGCUUGCUGCAGUGCACCUUGUUCUUCCUGGUUGACUACAAGUUCUCUUCCAUCAGUUCAGUUAAAGAGAGGAAGAAGAUUGUGGCGCUUGAUGUUGGGAUCUCAGGCCGGCCUCACGGUGUGUGCGGUCCAGAGGUACCUGCUUGGUACAGACGUGACCCUGUUCACCACGGAGCACAUGGACGGCGGCGGCACCGAGGCCGUAGAACCAGGCCGUGUCUCAUCGUUCCCUGAGAACAGCACAGCCCCCACAAACCAGUUCCCUGUUUGCUAAAAAAUGAUACUGAUGAUGGAAGAAGAUAAAGAGUGAAACUACAAGGAAGUCACUUUUAAUAACAAAAAAAAAAGUUUUGGUACUACUUGCUUUUUUUUUCUUUGCCUGUGGUUCAGAACUGAUGCAUCAGAGCAGAUAAAAAAACUAGAGCAGGAAACACUGAGGAAGAGUCAAUUCGAAAUAUUAAAACUGUGUUUUUGUUAUGAAAGGAAGAGAAGAAACGAACAAAGCUGUGUUAAAUCACUGCAACAGAGCAGGAAGUGCUCUGAGACUGUAUCUUUUAUCUUUUAUGACUUUUAUUCAUUUAGGUGGCCCUGCUUGUUUUUAGUGCCAAAACACUUUUUUAUUUUUAGCUCUCAUAUUCUCUGCUGUUAAUUAUUUGCAUUAGAAUAUUUAUCAUAUCUUGCAGCAGGUUACGGUAAAAGUGAGUUAAGUGGGUUUUUACAGGUUGACUAAAACAAUAUGCAACACGGAACACAAUGCAAUACUAAUAAACAAAAGUUAUAACGAGUGGUAGUUUAACUUAUAAUAAGUUCAUUACUUGAAUACAUGCAUAAACAAUGGAA